AUGCACAUAGCCCUCUCGCUUUUUGGUCUCAACGGUGCUCUUGCAAGUGUUACCGGUUUCCUGACUCACAAGGACAAGCUCAAACGCCUCGAUAUCGUAGGCUGUUUUUUGAUGCUCUCUUCCAUCAUUCUUCUCAUCCUCGGCAUCACUCUCGGUGACUCGAGGGGCUGGAAGACGGCUGGCUUCUUGGUGCCGUUCCUGCUCUGCUGGGCGAUCUUUGUCAGAUUCUUCUUCUGGGAGGCCAAGUGUUCUGACGGAUAUGCUCUCAUCCCGUCUAGCUUCUGGAAGAUACCAAACAUGACUCUCUUGAUUGUGUUUGCGAUUGGCAUCUACCCAUGGUGGGCAGUCAGCCAGCACCCUCUCAUGGAGCGCUUCAUCAGCUUUUACGGUGAAUCGUCAAUCAUUGCCGCCGUCCGCUUCCUCCCUCAAGGCAUCUCAGCCAUCAUCACUGCCUUUGCCGUCCCUCCCCUCCUCCAGCGUCUGGGCAGCCCUCGAAUCCCCCUCGCUGGUGGUAUCUACUGGAAGUUCUUCUUCACUUCCUUCGUCAUUGGCAGUGGCUUCGGGAUGCUCAGCUUCAUCGCCGCAAACAUCACUGUCAUGACAUCCGUCACUCCAGAAACUAGCGGCGUGGCAGGGGGGAGGGCAUACUUCAAGUAUCUCUCCAGGUUGGCUCUGCCCUGGGUAUCACCAUCCAAGCCGGACUCCUCACCCUCAAACCGGGAGGUGUUGCAACUUGGUCCAACGUACAGGCUUCUUUCUGGUUCCAGUUCAGAUGGAUGA
Cryptococcus wingfieldii CBS 7118 is the source of this 780-nucleotide messenger RNA. RefSeq lists its product as hypothetical. Gene Ontology annotation, cellular component: membrane. NCBI's taxonomy places the organism in Eukaryota, Fungi, Basidiomycota, Tremellomycetes, Tremellales, Cryptococcaceae. The transcript is spliced from 4 exons. The record is from RefSeq and is a predicted model, not a curated record. The coding region runs from base 1 to 780 and encodes 259 amino acids.